Molecule: messenger RNA, 1525 nt
Organism: Lottia gigantea (owl limpet)
Lineage: Eukaryota; Metazoa; Mollusca; Gastropoda; Lottiidae
Exons: 10
Coding region: 65-1480 (471 amino acids)
Biological process (GO): box C/D snoRNP assembly
Cellular component (GO): nucleus
Molecular function (GO): RNA binding
Source: RefSeq, a predicted model, not a curated record
AACACGUGCAUGUCCAAUUGUCGGUUUUUCUUUAAAUUGUACGUGUUACUGUAAAGCUGACAUUAUGACAAAUAACUGCAGUCUACCCUCAAACAAUAUGAAUCCUCCACCACCAUGCAUGUCAAUGUCGCCAAACUUUGCCCACCCUCAUCAUGGAUUUGGACCACAACAAUAUUGGCACCAGUUUUAUGGUAAUAAUGGUCAGCAACAAUUCUCAAAUCACCCACCAAUGCAGUCAAUGUCACACAUUCCAAACUUGAUGCAAAUGACAGGGGGCUUUCAAAAUAUGAAUUCGAAUUGUAAGAGGAAAGCAAACAAUAUUUGGUCACAGCAAAGUCAGGACUUAGAUAAUGACAGAAAUGGAAUUGGAAGAGGACAAAAAUUCAUGCAAGGUAGACAAUUUCAUCAAAAUCAAUCAAAAUGGAAUAGAUAUGGUUGCCAGAAUGAAAAUAAUAGGAAUCAGAAGAAAAGCAAAAACCAACAGAAGAAAGAAAAAGUUGACAAAAGAGAUUUAGCUGAAAAUAAUGUUUUUUAUUGUGAUGCUUGUGAUAGAGGGUUUAAAACAGAACAGGUUUAUACAGAACAUGUUGACAAUCAUCAGAAGUGCUCAUAUAAAGGAUGUUCAUAUGUUGCUGCUCCUAAAUUGGUAGAACUUCAUUGUAAACUGCAACAUAGAAAUGGAUAUGCUAAAAAAAUUUGGUCCUUGGAAUCAAAAGAAGAUGUUGAAAAUUGGAUCAAGGCUAGAAAGAGUAAUUACCCUACUGCUGCCAAUAUUACCAAAAAGAAAACGUUAAAUACUGAAAAGAUCCAAAGGGGUGAGGUUCUUGAAACAAAACAAUUUGGAAAGAUGAAGGGAAGAGGGAGAUAUGAUAAGAGAAAUGGAAAUGGUAACUGGAAGAGAAAGCAUUCAGAUAGUCCUGAUUGUCAGGAUAAUAAGAAAAGGAAGACAGAUUAUGAAAAAAAUGAAUCUUUAACAGAUAAGAAAGAAGAUGAAGCUAUCCGAGUUGACGAUCCUCUUUCUAUAUUAAUACAUUCAGCUACACCACCAAUCAGCAAAGAUUUAAAUGCAGAAAGUAAUAAUGAUACAUCAGAGAAACAGUCUGUAGGGUUAACAUCUAUAUUAACUUGUUAUGGUAGUGAUACAGAUAGUUCAGAUCAUGAUGAAGAAGUGACAACAGGACCAUCAGAUGAUAAACAGAUAAAAGAAAUUCCUACAACAAUAUAUGGUAAAUGUAUAGACACUAUUGAGAAUAAAACUGCUACAGCCUGUAAAGCUGAUGAUAUAGAAAAUAAAGAACAGAAUAAAGAAAGUGGUAAUUCGAAAAGGAAAAGAAAUAGGAAUAAAAAGAAUGCUACUUAUAAUAAUGAACCCAGGAAAAAGAAACCAUCUCUACUAGAAAUGUUAUUGGCAAAAGAGAUACGACAUGAAAGAAAUGUUAUUUUACAGUGUGUACAUUAUAUUGUUAAAAAAACUUUUUGAAGAUGGAAAAUCUUAAUAUCAUUCAAAUAAACAAAAAUAAACUUU